AUGGAUUUUGUUAUUCACCACCUGACUCUAGUGGACUCCUUCAUCGGUUUUCCUUCUCAGAUAGGAAAACAACUCUUUGACUUGGCAGAGUUGCAUGACAAGUUCAAGGACACACACCUGCAGUGUAGAGCAAUGAAGUUGUUCUGUGAUGCAUACGAACAAGAGGUUUUGGAAAGUUUAAAUUUAAACAAUCAGUAUUUUGCUUUGAAUCAAUGCGUAGAUCAAUUGCUUCUGUUUAUUCAUGUAGCUAAACUGGAUUUAAGCAAUUGUGAGCUUGGAAGCGAUCAUGAUAUGGUGAUGAAUAUAUCAAACAUGCUCAUGUUUGAGGUGUCUGAACUUGAGCCAGAAUUGUUUGACAAAUUCUGGCAUUCAGAGGCUGACCACAAGACCACGCAUGUUUCACACCGGCCCUGUAAACUUGCGAUACCUAAGCCUGUCUGGCAAUCCUCAACUGUCUGAUCACGUUGUAGGAUUUUUAUUAGUAUUUAAGAAGCUGGAAUUCCUUGAUAUAUCUGGAACAAGAAUUAGUGUUGAUGUUGGAAUUGCAAAUCUAGAACGAGAAACUGAUCUGAGAUAUUUAAGAUGUGAUCAGGCAGUUGAAAUUGAAGAGAUGAAGACACUGACUUGUGGGUGGGCAGCAUCUGUUGUGAGUGACUGGAUCCAGUGUUCUUUGAACAAACAGCGGAAACCACAGACAGCUGGCAAUGCUUUUGCCAAAUAUAAAAGAUCAAAGAUAUCUGACGAAUUAAAGAAAUUUAUGCCACAAAGACAAACAACAGUGAUAAAGACAACAAUGCAACUUGCUUCUCGUGACUUACAAGAAAAGCUAGGAAUUUAUUCCGCAGAAGAUGACAUUGUCAUUCGAACAGUAGGCCAAGAAAGGCAUUGCAAAAAAACAAAAUGUAACUCAUCCCUUCGCGGAACUUCGUGCACGAAUGGAACUUCCAGUUCACAUGAAAAAACCAAUAAAGGUGAAAAGAGCUGUCCUAUAAAUACAUUUCAAAGUUUUAACGAUGAGGAGAUGAAAUUAUUGCAGAGUUAUACCUAGGAAAUAUAUGUACAAAUGUGGUGCAUGCAGUCAGUGUAUAUAUCCAUUCAUUGGUAUUUUAAUUCAUAGCUGUUUUAAAUUAAGUAAUAAAUGUAGUACUGUUACUGUA
Saccoglossus kowalevskii is the source of this 1157-nucleotide messenger RNA. Its product is annotated as leucine-rich repeat-containing protein 42-like. Lineage: Eukaryota; Metazoa; Hemichordata; Enteropneusta; Harrimaniidae. The record is from RefSeq and is a predicted model, not a curated record. Gene Ontology annotation, molecular function: protein binding.